AUGGACAUUCAAGCAACGUUGCAAGGCUCGUCGCACGCACUGGGCCUGCGCGGCAGUACGAACGCUUGCCUCAUAAACGUACCCACCUUAUUUCAUGUCCUUAAGACAGUCAAUCUCAGCGAACAACUCCAAUACGGGAUGGCCAGCGGAGCUCAAGCAAUAGAAACCAGGAGGGCAUCCGUCAUCGAAAGACUAAAAAACGCCAAUAUUUCUGUGUAUACCGAGGAUAGCUUUGCAGCGUCUGAUGUUAUUUUACCUGGAUCGGGCCGCGCCACCUUGACUCAUGGUAUACUCAGAAUACAGCAGAAUGUCGAGCGGCAUCGGGAUGUUAAGAGUGCAGUUGUUGUCAAGUCUCUUAAAAGUGCAUAUGCCUAUCACAGGACAAAAGACGGGGCAGAAGAGGAAAAGUACAGGAGUAAGCUGUUUUCUUAUUUCGAAAGAGAGGCUGACAUCUGGUUACGUGCUCGAUUCCAUCCGAAUAUCAUUUCAGUCUGUGGAUUCAUCCCCUCGUGUGGCAAGGAUAACCUUCCUGCCCUCAUAUUUCCCUAUUACCCGCUCGAAAAUCUUCGAGUGUACGUUAGCCGACGAGACACUCCCCUGAGCGACAAAUCGAAGCUUCUUCUUCUGCGCGAUGUGGCAUAUGGCCUCAAAUACUUACACGGUCUGCAAGACCCGAUUGUGCAUAGAGACCUCUCCGGCUCAAACAUUCUGGUGAAAGAAACUGCUUCGGGGAUCGUUGCUUGCAUCAACGACUUCGGAUCAGCAAAACUGCUCGAUCCAAUUCUGAAUGUUGUAUAUAACUCGACGCGAAAUACAAAGUAUAAAUGGCAGCCACCAGAAUUUGUGAAGCCUGCGACAUAUCUCAAAAGCUAUACAAAUCCGAAGCCUUCUGGCGAUAUAUGGUCGCUUGCAUGUGUCGUACUAGAGAUACUUAACGAAUGUGACCCGUGGCCGCCAAGUGCUGACGUGUUCGCAGAACUCCGAAAAGGCAAACAUCCACCAUUUCCCAACAAAGAAUUUGCGAUGAAAUACGGGGAUUUCCUUGAAGGUUGCUGGGGCUGGAAAGGUGGGAGAUCUUGGCCAAAACUGCGGUAUACAGCCGAGAAAACAGUUUCAAAGCUAGAUAAUCUUAUUAUAGCAGAAGGUUAG
This is a messenger RNA of Fomitiporia mediterranea MF3/22, 1149 nucleotides long. RefSeq names its product kinase-like protein. The record is from RefSeq and is a predicted model, not a curated record. Gene Ontology annotation, molecular function: protein kinase activity; ATP binding. The transcript is spliced from 8 exons. The coding region runs from base 1 to 1149 and encodes 382 amino acids. NCBI's taxonomy places the organism in Eukaryota, Fungi, Basidiomycota, Agaricomycetes, Hymenochaetales, Hymenochaetaceae. Gene Ontology annotation, biological process: protein phosphorylation.